Molecule: messenger RNA, 2529 nt
Organism: Ruditapes philippinarum (Manila clam)
Lineage: Eukaryota; Metazoa; Mollusca; Bivalvia; Venerida; Veneridae
Exons: 2
Coding region: 521-1306 (261 amino acids)
Source: RefSeq, a predicted model, not a curated record
AAUAGUUUAUGACGUCAUCGGUUGUGACGAAACGGAUGCUAAUAUCCUUGUGAACUUGCAGUAAUAUAAAUAUAGUAUUGUGCUGCUGCUGAUUUAAUAAAUAAAAUCAUUUUAUCAUUAUUCAUAAUUUCGAUUUCACGAUGCGUAUGCAUCGUGGAUUUUAUGUUGUUGUUUUUUUUUUUUUGUUGUUUAUUUUUAAGAUAUCUAAGUCUAGUUUAGAAUGAUUUAACAGGUAGAUAAUUCGUACCAGUAAGCAAUAACAAGAUAUUUUAAUUACAAACUGUUGAUGGUUCAUGUUACUUUACAUUACCUUUACGGAUUAUAAGGAAUAAUAAUAAAUAAUAAGGAUAAUAAAUAAACAAAUUAUAUUAAAAUAAUAAAAAUAACAAUAAUAAUAAUAAUAAUAAUAGAUCUAAUAAUAAUAAUAAUAAUAAUUUAUUUAAUAAUAAUAAUAAAUUAUUGGAAUUAUAUUUAUUAACUCACUAUCUUAUUUCUGAUUUAUUUACAAAUUGCUGUGAACAUGCCUAAACGACGGUCAAAAGCUGACACAAGUUCUCUGGCUGACCAAGUAUCCUCGAAGAGACGGCCAUGCGUUCCAAAGGCACCAGGAACUGUUCAGGAAAAUGGGACAUCGGAAGGACCCUCUCAUGUUGUGUCGCCUGGAUCAUGUUCGUCGGUGGAGUUAGAAUCAGGAUUUCCAGUGAUUCAAUUCCAAGCCUGGUUGGUUGGCUCAUCUCUGAUAAAGGGCGCCUUUCAUCAAUUAUGCACUCGGCCUGAUGGUAUUAAUAUUGGGCUAGACUCUGUUGGUGGAUCACUCACGUGGGAAUUUUUGGGUGGUAUGCGCAUACGUGAUAUUGAGCCUACUAUUAGGUAUCUGUUAUCAUUUAAAAAUCCACCAGAAUAUUUGCUUGUACAUUGCGGAGGGAAUGACAUUGGGUCUUCCACAUCAGCAGUUAUCAUUGCAGAGUUAAAAUCAAUAUUUGUUCGUUUGCAAAAACUCCUUCCAAACUCUAAAUUAAUUUGGUCUCAGAUUUUGCCCCGUCUGUCUUGGAGAUAUGUGCCUCUUGUUCUUUUGGCAGAAAAGGCAAGAAAGCGUAUUAACAGUGCCAUAAGUACAUACGCCAUAAGAAAUGGGGGCCAUUAUAUCAAAUAUCCUGAACUAUCUGUAACUAACCGUGGUUAUUUUGCAUGCGAUGACACUCAUUUAUCUCCCUCUGGUUACGAUUUAAUGUUAGAUACAAUUUCAGAGGCACUUUCCUCAUUUUCAAGAUUAAACACACCAGUAUUUCCAAUACAACCGUCAUGACUUGGUCGUUGAUUUGGUUUAUGUUAGCCCGCUGUUGGCGGAAGGUUCUCUCAUUGUUUUUCGAGACCCUUUUGGCGAUUUUCUAACAUAAAUGUAUAGGUUUUAGCUAUCGAUGACGAAGCAAAACCUAUUAUAUAUAAAAAGUUCUAAUUCUAUAAACUUUAUAAUUUUAAUGACCAGUCAUGACGGAAAUUAUAUGCCAAACCUUUUAAUAAAAUAAGUUAAACAUAUGGUUCGUUUAUUAUCAUUAUUAUUAUGAUUACAAUAUGAAAUUUGAUAUUUAAAGUGACUAUGUUGAAAAAUAAUUUUCAGUUUAAGCGCUUGAGUUUCAACUAUUUAUUUUUACACAUUAUGUCACAGUAUUUUUGCAAUGACCUGUACAUCUGGCUCCUCCUCCAGUAUGUCAGUCAGCCUCAUUCGCGCAUGCUCAGUAGACUGGGUAUAUAAACCGAGCACGCUCCUGCAAAUUCCUUUCUGAUCCAGUCUCUGAGGCUCUCAAGCUGUCCCGAAGUAACACGGGAUAAAAAACCCACCCACCCUCCCAAUUUUGCCUUGUUGUUGUCUCUUUUUCUGUUUUCAGGUAUAACUGGCCGCCGCGGUACUUUAAGCACUUCUUCGUCAUGACUGGCAUUGCCAUGGGAACAGUUGACAUGGCUACCUAAACAUCCCCAGAAAUUACCAUCGUAUGUGUAAGCAUAACAACCCUGCAUUGUGGACACCUGUGGGAUGAACUGUAACUUCAUCAAGUCGCGACUUGUUAUUAUCAGAAGAUUGACUUGUAACUAAUUGUAACCGAUGACGGUACAAUGAUCUUUAUAAAUAAUCUAUUGUAUAUACAUGCUCCAACUUCAGCAAGUUGCGAUUUUUGAAGAUCGACUUUUAACUUUUGUAACCGAUGAUGGUACAAUGAACUUGUAUAACUUAAUAUUUCGUAUAUAUAUAUGUGAAACAAAGCUUACCAUUAUAACAACAUGUCUUUUAUUCCAAAUUCAUUCGGCGAUUUUCUAACAUAAAUGUAUAGGUUUUAGCUAUCGAUGACGAAGCAAAACCUAUUAUAUAUAAAAAGUUCUAAUUCUAUAAACUUUAUAAUUUUAAUGACCAGUCAUGACGGAAAUUAUAUGCCAAACCUUUUAAUAAAAUAAGUUAAACAUAUGGUUCGUUUAUUAUCAUUAUUAUUAUGAUUACAAUAUGAAAUUUGAUAUUUAAAGUGACUAUGUUGAAAA